This is a messenger RNA of Trichoplusia ni (cabbage looper), 6624 nucleotides long. It is a transcript of the gene d4, whose product is annotated as zinc finger protein ubi-d4. The record is from RefSeq and is a predicted model, not a curated record. Gene Ontology annotation, cellular component: nBAF complex; nucleus. Gene Ontology annotation, biological process: nervous system development. Lineage: Eukaryota; Metazoa; Arthropoda; Insecta; Lepidoptera; Noctuidae. Bases 13 to 1593 code for a protein of 526 amino acids. The transcript is spliced from 9 exons.
UCUGCUAAUAAAAUGGCGGCGGCCGAGAUUCAGAUAGUGAAUCCUUCUAAUUUAACUAAAAUCGAAAGUUUUCUCAAUGAUCCGAGUUACAAAGAAAUUAUUGAGAACUCAUCGACGUUUAAUUCGCGACUAUGUGCCGAACGGAGGAUGCGAAUGCCGUUCAUCGACACACAGACCGGUGUCGCACAGAGCCACUGCAACCUAUUCAUGACAAGAAGACAGCGUAUGCCAGGACAGAAAGAAGGACAAGUUUACACAUAUCCAGCACAGAGAUGGCGCAAAGCCCGCCGCCAGUACUUAACGAUGUCAUCAACGCGAUGGGGCUGGAACGGCGCGUCCGACAUCGCGGACAACAUCGGCGAGGGAGAGAACAGCUCCGGGGUACCGGGAGACGCCCUCGCCGGGGACGACAGCAGGGACGGCUCGCAGUCUGCUGCUAAAGAUGAUCCUAAGGAAUGGUUCUACGACGAGCUAGCGAUGGAGGAGAUGGAGACGGGCGAGGAGCCGGACCCGGAGUCUGACGAGGACUACUACGACGACACGUACGCGAACAGGCGCAAGCGGCGCGGCGGCGCCACGCCCACCGGGCCCGGCUCGCGCGGCGGCCGCACGCGCAAGGCGCAGCCCGACGACACGCCCGCCAAGCGCGGCCGGGCGGGUCGAGGUAGAGGGAAGCGCGCACAAGGAACCCUGCCUUACGAAGUGCCCGGCGACAGCGAGAAGCCCUUCGGCUGCGAACUGUGUGGCGCUAAGUACAAGACGCGGCCGGGGCUGACGUACCACUUCACGCACACGCACAAGGAGCCGGCGGGCGGCGGCGGGGCGGGCGCCAGCGACGGCGACUCGCGCGACUCGCGCGGCGGCGCGCACACGCCGCCCGGCGCGCCCGCGCCGCCCGCCCCGCCCGCGCAGCCCGCCACCGAGUACCAGGACAGCUACGUCACCUUCCUCAACAACCCCGCCGUCGGCACCGGAGGUCUAGCAGCAGCAGUGGCCCGUCGCUCGCCACCUCCUCGACCAGCAUCAGCUGACACGUCCAGCUCGGACUCUGCGCACGUGCCUCUGGCCGCUGCUGCAGCUGCCGCCGCCGCCGCCGCUGCAGCUGCGGCCAGCGCCAGCGCCCCGCUCGCGCCCGCGCCCGUACCCUCCGCGUCGACGCCGCACGAUAAGGAACCCUCCGCUACUAAGCUUACGAAAGGGGCAUCACCAUCACCGUACUGUGAUUUCUGCUUGGGCGACGACCGUGAGAACAAGAAGACCGGCACCCCCGAGGAGCUGGUGAGCUGCUCGGACUGCGGGCGAUCAGGUAAGCGGCGCGGUAGGCCUCCCCGCAACGGCUUGUCCAAGACAACCUGCUACCACCUCGAGAACCGCGUGUGCGAGCGACACAGACACCUCCGCGACACCAUCAAACUGAACGGCGUCGUCGAGAUACUCAGCUCCAUGAGCUACUCGGCCGACGACUUCGACAACUUCGCCUCGCAGACCAAACUCCUCCACGACGAGUACGGACAGUACCCCGUGUCCCCCCCCUCCCGCCAGAGCCCCACAUACGACUGUGAUCGUGAUCUCGUCACCGGUUCCAAUCACUAAUCCGAGUAUUAUGUGUGUAUGUUUGUCACAAAAGUACGCAUCCACGUGUCUUUUUGUCGGUACUACCAAAGAGAAUGAUUGUUUUAUCGCUAGUUUAUAAAUUAUACAUUCCAGAUUUUAUUUCGUACUAUUAAUUUUCGAAUGAAUAUUGAAUACUUUUGGCGCAUAUUUCGUAGUUGUAAUGUUGUAAUCAUAUUAUUAGAUUAGGAAUAGCAUCACUAUAGAAUUGUCAGAAUCUGUGUCUCAAUAUAUUACGUCAUAUAUGACCAUACAAAUAUAAUAUAUCCGUAUACUAUAUCACAUAUCAUUGUGAAUUUUUAAUCUGUGUGUCGAUGUUGCCCUAUGUGAUGUUGGUGUUGCCAUGUAAAAUACAACACUUGUGACAAUGGAUGCCAAAUGAUGAGAUAUUUUAAAUUGUUGUCUGUUGUAAUGUUUAUACCUUAAUGUUUUUUAUUAUUUUUAGUGAGUACAAGUGCCUUAUCAAAAUUACAUGAUUUCAUGUACACAUAUUUAGUGUUGCCAGUUUAUCUUCGCGAAAUUACCAGAUUCUACUUAUGAUUUACAGAUUAUGUACAAAAUUUUAUUUUAACUGUUAUUAAAUUGAGUUUUUAAUAUUUUUUUCUUGUAAUUAGAUUACAUGAAAAUAAAAAAAAAAAUUUCUGCUAAGCACUAAAGACAAAGACAUCGCUUUUAUUAAUAUUCAAGUUUUUAAAAAGAGUUGAAGGAGAUAGAGAUUUUUAAGAAGCACCUAGUGUUAUUGACUACAUAACCAUGUUUUAAACUACGAACACAGCUAUAAUAUUUUGAAACUGUAUUUUGUUUUUUACUUUCCCAAGAAAUUCCAAAAUAAUGCUUAUAUCUAUAUGUAACAGUCAAAAAGUAUAUAACUUGUUGUUUACUUAUUAUAUAGUUUAUAAUGUUAAUAUGAUCUGGCAACACUACACACGUCUAGUUAUAGCUUCGCUUGAUGCCAAAUAACGGUGUUAUGGAAAGCCUACCCCCGAUACUAAAAUGUACAACUUAUUUUUAAGACAUUCUUUAAUUUAAAAGCAACAAAAAGCAUAUCUGUUUUUGUCAUUAUUAAGUGGAAUGUAUAGGUAAAUAGACUUAUGGCCUUUUCAACCACCGCCACAUAAGUUUCCGUUAAAUUAUUUAACAGAUUUUUUUACACAAAGAAUGACAAAUUUUUCAAUUCAUCUGUGAAUCAGGCGCUUAAUAACGUCAUUUAGGAAAGGUCGGAUCUUAAGUAUGACCCUACGUCGCGACUACACCCCUUAAGAAGACAGAGACAACAACACUUUGCGUCAAGCUCAUACUGAUUGUCGUUUUAGUAUUCGGGCCAUUGGUUUCCAUAUUCACCGAUCGUUCAUUUGUCCUAGCCUUCUAGUCACGCUGCAAUAAAGUCAUUCGCACGCGUUUUAUACAGUUACCCGACUACGCAGAUAGGUGUAUUGUGUUUCUUAUUAACAUUAACAUAAGUUUUAAUACGGAUUUGAGUCUUAUUGUCCCUUGAAUAACGUUUGUUUUUGAAUACCGCAGAUUUAUAUGAGUCAAAUUGAUUUGAUUCUUAUUUUCAGUGUGUUAAGGUUGACUUUUAAUGCUACGGUUUGUUGUGUCUUCGGCUUUUAUACGUGCAAUUCUUAUAGUUCUCACAGUUGUUGAUCAACGUUAAAUUUAUCUAGUUGCGUUACAAUUGUUAUUAUUCAUUGUAUUUACAAUUGUUUGGUAUAGGUAUAAUAUUUGUGCCAAGUUGUUAUUGCAAUGUAAUCUGUGUUAAUUUGAAAAUCCGUAAAGAAAACCAGUCGCCCUAGAGUCAUUUGAGAUAAGAUCAGUAUAAGAUCUUGAUUCUUCUGUAGGUGACUGACUCCUAUAUACUAUUAACGUUUCGCGUUGUAUGUAGUUAUGAGUAGACUACGUACAACUCAGCACUUACAGUAUCAAUAAUAAGUUAAUAUGAUAUCAGCGGGAGUACGUCGCAAACUUAAAGCUGAUUCGUACAUGGGCAGAGUCACUGCGCAGCUCAAAAUACUCGUCAAAACUGCCAAACAGUAACACCAGUAGUUACCCUACAUAACACUAUUAUACCACUGAAUGUGACCAAGUUUCAAGGAGUAGGGUUAUUAUGAUGAUUCAUAUUCAUAUUAGCAAAACCUUUUAUAUAUUUUAAUAUGGCAAGAAAGACUUGUUACUCUACAUAUGUAGUGUAGACAAUAGAGCAAAUGCCUUAUUUUAAGCUUAAAUAAAUAGUCAGUUUGUUUUUAAUUCAAAGGCAAAUUUGCAUUACCUUUCACAGUUUUUUAAACGUAUAUAUUUAAGUGUUGCUACUAAAUGUCAAAGAAAACAAAACUAUGUUCUUUAUAGUUCAAGUUUGAAGUUAGAAUGUCACAUGCUUACAUGUAGGACACUGUCAUGUCAGCGUAUUUCAUUAUGAAAAAGUAAUAUUCCUCGUUUUCAUCUAUAUCCACAAUAUCAGUUCUGUUGUUAGUGUUGCUAUCAAGUCAAACCAUUUAUUAACUGCACAUUAAUUUCAACAAUUAACCAAUAGACAAUGGAUCUGCAUAAAAACUUAACGUUUCACCAAUCACUGUUUUAUAAUCUUAGCUUAUUAAGUAUAUAAAUACAGCGUAGACGGGUCCCGUACAUAAUUAUAACUACCCAUUUAAUAAUUUUACAUAGAGCUUUUACGUGCCUUUUAUCAACAUUUGUAACCCAAAGAUUUUGCAAAAAUAAUGUGUUAAUUUGUCAAAAACUAUUAGGUAUAUUAUUUCGCGUUGUCUUCUAUUACUUACAUAUAUUGUAGAUAAAUUAUCAAAAUUGAAUAUCAUAAGCCACGUUGUUGGCUGACACGUAUUUUCUUUGAUGUUUUUGCCCUAACCAUCUCUUAAUGUAGGACUUUACAGAUGUGGGAGCAAGACAGCGCACUACAUCAUACGUACCGCCCUCUCUCGUCCACAACUGUAAGAUCUGCUUUAUAAGAUGUCGUUAGGACCCUAUGACUAACUCGUUUAUUCAUAGAUAUUGCGCGUACGCAUUGAACAUAAUAUCAUUCCUAUAAUUAUAAUAUUUUUUUUUAAUUUUAAGAGAAUUUUAAUCGAAAUUAGGUUUAAAAUUUAUCAUUUUUAAUUCUGACUAUUAAAUAUUGACAAUUUAUUAUCAUCAUAGUAUAUUCUUAUAUUAGCUUUGAAACGUUUAAUUUGUAAGUACGUUGCGAGUGAAUGUGCAAUCCUUCACUAAUUUACUUUUCUAAUCUCUUAUUAUAAUCUUUGUUGGACUCGUAUCCGCCUCUAUUGCUCUAUAUCUGCGUUUUCAACAUAACAUUAAACCUCGUUGAUACUUGUAUUAUCAACAUAAUCAAUGUUAUUGUCGUUAAAUUCAAGUCGUAUCAUUAAGUGCCUUAGGUUACUAGGUUAUACCUGUUUUAAUUACGCGCAAGCGCAGUGAUAGGAUUCGCGUGACAUGUUGAAUUUAAUAGCUUCAGUAGCUGUUGACAAAUUAAAUUGUCAACAUGCACUCUUGAAGCUUAUGCCGCUUAUAACAACUAAGUUACAAAUAUGUUUUAAUACUAAACUCUGAAAGUUCCACAGUUCUAUUUGUUUUUAAACUGUUAUGGAAUUUAACAAUUGUGGAAUUUUCAUAACUGAAACCUCUGUUAAUUUGUUAUUUGAAUGAUAAAAAGAGCUGAAUGCAUACUAAAUAUUGGUUUUUAACUUACUUACAACAAAAACAUAUUCCCAGUAAUAGAGCAAAGAUUUUCAAUUGUGUCCAAUAUCGAUGUGUAAUGAAUAAGUUCGGCAUAGUACCGAUGUACUUAAUCUGCUGAACGAGGGGCCUACCACUUUAAUGAAGCACUGUUGCAUUUGUACAAGCGAGAUAACGCACUACACUCCGUUGAGAGUGUCUCUCAAACAACUUCCUUACUAGCCAAUGCGAUAAUCAUUGUAUGAGAAUGACAGGUUUCUGUCACGAGUAAACGAUGCGAAAUGUCAUUUCCAUUCAAUUGUGACAAAGUUGAUUAGAGUCUGUAAUAACGGUGGUAGGCCCCCAAGCGUUAGGCUAGUUACCGAUUUUAUAUUAUAUUAAUAUCGUCUUGUCUGUUAGGUGCCUUAGUAUGUGCAAAUGUACCCUUUAUAGAUUUCGUAUUUGUUAAAUGUAUCUCUCUUGUGUAAUUGGUGUUUAUUUGAGCUUAUUUAGCUGUUCGUUCAUUUUUGAUUAUUACAUUUUUAUAGUUUUUUAUUUCCGUUUGUCUGGUGGAGUUAGUAAAUUGACUAGCUCAUAAGAACAAUAUAUACAAUAAGGGAUAUUAUGUAAUCGGUUAGCUUCGGUCUAUUACCUUAGUAAUUUGAAUGAUCUGUUCUACUAUAUGCAUAUGAACAUAGUCUUUUUGACGAUUAUUUACAGUUUUAAACUGUUUCAGUCAUGGUUUUUAUUUGUUUAACCAUGAAAUGAUUUAGAUUAUUACGUAAAAAUACUGAACAUAUCUUUGAAUUACAGUUAAGAAAGCUCAAAUGAACACCCUCUAUGUUAUAUACACUCUCGUUGACAAUGUUGGCUAUAUUUAUAAUAAUUUUACUAUAAUCACUAUAGAUGCAUGAAUAGGAAAUGUACUAAAAUAUUUAAUAAUAGUUAUAUUAUCGAAAUAUAAAUACAUUUUAUUUAUUGUCAAUUUUAUGUCGUUUACAAAUAAGUCAAUAUUAUUUAGAUAGACUCAAUUUUUGCGAAACUUGUGUCGCGUGGUACUUAAAAGUACCAGUUAUUUGUAAUUGUUUAUCGAUGGUACCAAAUUAUAUUAUUGCCUUAUGUAGGUAGUCUCGGCAAUUUAUAUUAUUAUUAUAAUUAUAUUCCAAAGUUAAAUGCCUGCAGGGAAGUGCAUAAAUGCGGAUACCCAAAGAAUAUAUAGAGAAAUAUAUUUGUUUUCUUAUUCGUUACAUAUAUUCCUUUCUAGCAUAAGCCCGAGAAUAUAUAAAAUAUUAAUGUUUUUAUUUAUUUUUUUGUAAAACACUACUUUAUCAGAAUUAAAUUGUAUGAACUCGA